AUUUUUUUAAGUGUGCAUUUGUUUGCCUGCAGUGUUGUCUGAAGCCUCUACAGUUCAUGUGUUCAUGAAUUGAACUCCAGGAUAGCAAAAUCAGCGUAUUAUACCAGUAACAAGGCAGAGAAGAAUGGAGAACGACAGAAAGAUGAUGAUGCUCUGUCUGCUUUUGGCAGCUAUUAGCAGCCGUGUGUUUACUGGAGAGUGGAAGGCCACUGUUGCCAAAAACCUUGAUGCUCUGGUUACAUCCUGUGCCGUGAUACCCUGUUCAUUUACCCAUGCUCAAGAUGAGCUGCCCCACUCCAGACUCAGGGGGAUCUGGCAUCGUUCAACAUACCGAGAUCAAUGCGUCUAUCACGAUGACAAGACAAAGAUCUUGGAAAACUUUCGCGGCCGCACAAAGUUGUUGGGAAAUUUGGGCCAAGGCAACUGCACAUUGGAAAUGAUUGAAAUUAGAGAUCAUGACAAUGGCCCUUACUGUUUUCGGAUUGAAUUGGUAACAACAGGGACUGAAACAUCCAAAAUUGACAAGAUCUCCUUUGUUGAGGAUUGUGUCAACUUUAAAAUGAUCACUGAACCUCCAAAACCAACUCUGAUUCCACCAAAGACAGCCAUUCAAGGUCAUCCCUACACCAUCACCUGUUUAGUCCGCCAUACCUGCCCCUCCCAUAUACCUCAACUCACAUGGAGUAGAGGCACUGCAGAGGAGAUCCUUGAGGUUCACAGAGAAAUUCAUCAAGGUACCUGGGAGGCUCAGUCCACUCUGACUUUCAUCCCUGAGGAGAAGGAUGACCACACAGACAUCACCUGCACUGCUGGAUUUUUUGGAGGGAGGAAAUCCACUGAAAAACUUACGCUUUAUGUAAAACGUACCGAAAACUAUAACCACAUCAUCAUUCCUGCAGUAGUGGGGAUCGGCACCGCUGUCAUCUUCGCAGGCCUCUGUAUUUUCAUGGUGAAAAAAUACAAGAAUCGCAUUGCAGAGCUCCAAAAUCAGGACGGAACCAUGUGGAACCGGCUUUCCAGACUGUCUCGGAGAAUGAAAUGGCAAGGCUAAAUAUGAGAAGUGAAACACUGAAUUUCACUGCUGUAGAUAAUCAAAGCAAAGGCAAUGGACACACUUCUGAAAUGCUCAAAUCCUACCUGCAGCCUACAGUUUGUUUCUUUGUUUUUCAGCUGACAUUAAACUAAGAGGCAAAUCAUUUUUGACUAACUUGCUUUUGUAUUAUUCAUAAAUCAGUUUUAGAGAAAUGCCAUUAUCUUAAUAGCAGCUUAAUAAGAAAAAACACAAGACUACAAAAUAUGUAAUUAUCUUAACACAGCUUGAAUAUUUUUUCCGCACAAUUUUCCUGAAAAUCAACUUUUUGUAGUUGCAAAUGAUCUCUCCUUAGCAAUGACAUUGAUUUGUUAAGUCAACACACAAGCUCAGUAUUCAUGAGGAGAAAAUACAUGUUUUAGUUGUUAAGGUCAUACCAGGAAAAUUACAGGAUGCUCUGUCUUGUGUCUUUGUGAUUUUCACUGAACCUUCAUAAACCUUGACCUUACAUUGAAAAACCCUUUAAAUCUCCAAGUGACUAAAUCAAAUUAAAAUAUGUUGUCAACCUGUUUUUCAUCUAAUAAUAACAACCUCCUGUUUCAGUUUUGUAAACCUUGAUCUUUUUACAUUAAAUCUUGGAUUGUA
Messenger RNA from Scomber scombrus (Atlantic mackerel), 1675 nucleotides. RefSeq names its product myelin-associated glycoprotein-like. NCBI's taxonomy places the organism in Eukaryota, Metazoa, Chordata, Actinopteri, Scombriformes, Scombridae. The record is from RefSeq and is a predicted model, not a curated record. The coding region runs from base 125 to 1051 and encodes 308 amino acids. The transcript is spliced from 9 exons.